UGUGACCGUUCCUUCUCCGUCACGGGAUUCCCAGCAAGAUGAGUGUCAUAGGAAGAGCUGAGGAGGAGAGGAGCUGCCGAACAGGCUGUUAGAAAAACAGGAAAGGCAGGGAGACGGCGAAAUAUAAACUCAAAGGCUGCGAAUCCCUCCCGCUGGGCACCAUGGCUAACAUUACUAAGAAGGUGUCGUGGUCCAGCCGGGACGAGGACUCGGCUCCGGGGGAGGGCACCCCGCUCUUGAACGGCACCAGUGGGGCGGAGAGGUACCCCAGAAAGAUGUCUGGCUCCGGUAUGUUUCACAUCGGCAGGCUGAGCACCGUGGACCUGGAGGAACCCAUCACAGAGCAGGAGGAUGCGUUACUCAACUGGCCCAAAGAAAUACCUCACAACGAAAAGCUCCUUUCGCUCAAAUACGAGAGCCUUGAUUAUGACAACAGUGAGAACCAGCUGUUUUUGGAAGAAGAGCGACGCAUGAGCUUCGUGGGCUUCCGGUGUGUGGAGAUCAAGAGGUGGGUGGUGUGUGCCUUGAUCGGCAUCCUGACGGGACUCAUCGCCUGCUUCAUAGACAUCGUGGUGGAGAACCUGGCUGGGGUGAAGUAUAGUGUGGUCAAGCACAGCAUUGAGAAUUUCACUGAAGGAGGGGGUCUCUCGAUAUCCCUGCUUCUGUGGGCAGCACUGAACUCGGCCUUCAUCAUGGUCGGCUCCUGUAUAGUGGCCUAUUUUGAGCCCAUAGCAGCCGGCAGCGGGAUCCCUCAGAUCAAGUGCUACCUCAACGGAGUCAAGGUUCCCCGGGUGGUACGGCUCAAGACCCUGGUUGUUAAAGUAUGUGGAGUGAUUUGCUCCGUCGCUGGCGGACUUGCAGUAGGAAAGGAAGGCCCGAUGAUCCACUCUGGGGCUGUGGUAGCUGCAGGCAUCUCACAGGGCAGAAGCACGUCACUAAAGAAAGAUUUUAAGAUCUUUGAGUAUUUCCGCCGAGACACAGAGAAGAGGGAUUUUGUGUCGGCAGGAGCCGCCGCCGGAGUCUCGGCUGCGUUCGGGGCUCCUGUAGGUGGGGUCCUUUUCAGCUUGGAGGAAGGGGCCUCUUUCUGGAAUCAGAUGCUGACCUGGAGGAUUUUCUUCGCGUCCAUGAUUUCUACUUUUACACUGAACUUUGUGUUGAGCAUCUACCACGGUAAAAUAGGGGAUCUCUCCAGCCCUGGUCUCAUCAACUUUGGCCGUUUUGAAAGUGAGAGCGUGGAGUACUAUUUGUACGAGAUCCCCAUCUUCAUGCUCAUGGGCGCAAUAGGAGGUAUUCUGGGAGCGCUCUUUAAUUCCUGUAACUACUGGCUGACAAUUUUCCGAAUCCGGUACGGCGUGCCAGUGUUUUGUCACUUUGUUUCGUCGAAAUUCUUUACCUCGCAGUUUUAUGCUCUUCCUUCCUACCAGCCUUUACUUUAUUGUUUUUUCUUAGGCUCUUAUAAUCCACUGACCCUGGGUCUGUUCACACUGAGCUACUUCAUCCUGGCCUGCUGGACCUAUGGGCUGACAGUGUCUGCUGGAGUCUUUAUUCCCUCCCUGUUAAUUGGCGCUGCGUGGGGUCGACUCUUCGGCAUCCUGAUGUCCGUCCUAGCUGCAGAUGAGUCGACGUGGGCGGAUCCAGGGAAGUAUGCCUUGAUUGGGGCAGCAGCACAGCUUGGUGGAAUCGUGCGGAUGACGCUCAGUCUCACUGUCAUCAUGGUGGAAGCCACAGGGAAUGUCACCUACGGACUUCCCAUCAUGCUGGUCCUGAUGACUGCAAAGAUAGUGGGCGACUAUUUUAUCGAGGGAUUGUAUGACAUCCACAUCAAGCUGCAGAGCGUGCCUUUCCUACACUGGGAAGCUCCACACACCUCUCACUCCCUCACAGCCAGGGAGGUGAUGAGCUCUCCAGUGACGUGUUUCAGCAGGAUGGAGAAAGUGGGGGUCAUUGUGGAUGUGCUCAGCAACACGUCCACCAACCACAACGGCUUUCCGGUGGUCAGCGAGUUCACGGACGACGGCGAGCCCGGGAAGAUCUGUGGGUUAAUUUUACGUUCACAGCUGAUUGUCCUGCUCAAACACAAGGUGUUUGUGGAGAGAGCUCACUCUCGCCUCAAUCAGCGUAAGCUCCAGCUGAAGGACUUCCGGGACGCCUACCCACGGUUCCCCCCCAUCCAGUCCAUCCACGUGUCCCAGGACGAGCGGGAGUGCAUGAUGGACCUGACGGAGUUCAUGAACCCCACGCCCUACACCGUGCCGCAGGAGACGUCCAUGCCCCGUGUCUUCAAGCUGUUCCGAGCCCUGGGCCUCAGACACUUGGUGGUGGUGGACAGUGACAAUACGGUGGUGGGUCUGGUGACCAGGAAGGACCUGGCUCGCUACCACCUGGGCAAACACGGGCUGGAGGAGAUGCAGCUGUCACAGACGUGAGGGGACGAGGGCGGCCGCGCUGCACGGAGACCGGGCACACCACUCUGCCCAUACCCCUGCUGCCCGGAGAGUGUCAGCAACUCUCUGCCCAGAAUCGGGGCUUCGUGGGCCAGCGGGGAGGGGAGGGAGAAGGCUCUCAGAUCGCAGAACAGUAACGAUGCCAACAUUCACCCGACAGCACCAUCUUUAAAACAGUUUAGCUUUAUUAUUUUAGGAGGGCUCUUUUGUUUUAUAGGUAGCGAUGGCUGUUUAUUGUUGCUGCUGUUGCAUUUCGCACAGAGAUCUAGGUUUGUUGAUUUUGAUUUUAGCGUGCAAACAUGCUGUCUGUUAUGAUGUAAAGAAAUAGUAAGUCAUUUCGGAGUGAUUUUUCAUUAUGUUUUCACUGCCAUGUGCCAACAGUCUCCUUUGUAACAACGGUCAAGCGAUGAAGGAUUCAGACACAAAAGUAGCACAGUUUGCAGGUUUGGAUUGUCAGUGCUGACAUGUAUGAUCCGUGCGCAGCAGGUUUUAGCAAAUAAUUUUAGACAUCAACUUAAAUGUUGUCCCUGCUUUCAUGUAAUUAAGUGACAGUUGUAACACAGACCCACACAACAGGCUUUUUAAGGUUGAAAAAGAUUUUGCCAACAGGUAUAUUUCACAUUUCUGUUCUCCCAUACUGUGCUGAUUUCCAAGAUGUUUUGAUCUGGUUGUUGCAAACUUUUCUAGGUACAGGUUGGAGUGGUGUGCAGAUCUUUUGAAAUUUUGUUAGUGCUAACAAAAAAACAUUUCUACAUAGAAAAUGUGAUAGAUAUACUGUACUUAGCACCUGUUUGCCCACAGAUCUGUAUUACCUCCGUCGAUCUGCAGUGCACUGGAAAGGAUUUGCUAAUUUACAGCAGCACUUUGAGGCUGAAAUAUAAGUAUUGUAAAAAUAUUUUAAUUCUUUAAGAAAAGCAUUAGAUCUAUAACAGUAAUUUACAAGUUCCAAGAUUUGUAGACAGAAGACAACUGUUCUAGAUAGAGACCGGGGU
Lepisosteus oculatus (spotted gar) is the source of this 3436-nucleotide messenger RNA. Lineage: Eukaryota; Metazoa; Chordata; Actinopteri; Semionotiformes; Lepisosteidae. The record is from RefSeq and is a predicted model, not a curated record.